Messenger RNA from Drosophila takahashii, 356 nucleotides. RefSeq names its product coiled-coil domain-containing protein 103. The record is from RefSeq and is a predicted model, not a curated record. Gene Ontology annotation, cellular component: outer dynein arm. Lineage: Eukaryota; Metazoa; Arthropoda; Insecta; Diptera; Drosophilidae. Gene Ontology annotation, biological process: epithelial cilium movement involved in extracellular fluid movement; inner dynein arm assembly; determination of left/right symmetry.
GUUACCCAGGCAACCCUCGUCAAACAAAUUAAUUUCCCAGUACGAAAAACAAAGCAUAGCAUUUUCAUUCGAGGAGCACAUCAUGGAGGAUUGGAAGAUAACCUCAGAGGAGCUAAUCCGUCUGCGGGAGAGCUGCCUGCAGUGCAUUCGGGAUGGCGAACUCUACGAGCUGCGCAACGAUGCCAAACUAAGGGCUGUUUACAGCACCAAGAGCUACGAGGAAUUCAAGGACAUAGUGGAUGCAGCCCAUCUUCGUCCAGUUUCCCGGAGCGAUAAGGCCAAUGCGCAGACGAAGAACCGACUGUGGAACUCGGCCGCCCGCAACUGAUUGCCCAAUAAAGAUGAAAGGAAAUGAA